Molecule: messenger RNA, 1521 nt
Organism: Colletotrichum phormii
Lineage: Eukaryota; Fungi; Ascomycota; Sordariomycetes; Glomerellales; Glomerellaceae
Product: cytochrome P450
Exons: 7
Coding region: 1-1521 (506 amino acids)
Molecular function (GO): oxidoreductase activity, acting on paired donors, with incorporation or reduction of molecular oxygen; heme binding; iron ion binding
Source: RefSeq, a predicted model, not a curated record
AUGUUCUACUGUUGGUGGGACCGGCAUCCUAUCUGGACCACUCUGGCUACUGUUCUUGCGAUCUUUGUACUAUUUCGAGUCUUCGGGACAGUGAGACGAUACCACCGCCUCCGGCACUUUAAAGGUCCACCCCUGGCAGCUGUGUCGAAGUUAUGGCUCCUCAAGACCGUGACGGGAUCUCGGGGUGACCUCGACUUCUACAAAGUGACCAAGAGAUAUGGGUCCCUCGCGCGCAUCGGUCCCAAUGAUCUCCUCAACGACGAUCCUGCACUCAUGAGACACAUGCUCGGCGUGCGGAGCGCGUACCGGCGCUCAGACUGGUAUGAUGGCAUGCGCUUCAACCCGUCUAGGGACAACGUCCUCUCGUGCAGAGAUGAGGAUGAGCAUACCAAGCUACGGUCAAAAAUGGCCGCCGGUUACUCUGGCCGCGAGGUCCAGGCCUUUGAGAAAAAGAUUGACGGGAACCUCUUCCGGCUAAUCAAGCUCAUCGACAGCUACGUCGACGCCGGGAGACCAUUCGAUUUUGGACGAAAGGCACAGUUCUUCACGCUGGACGUCAUUUCUGACCUCGCGUUCGGGGAGCCGUUCGGGUUUGUGGGAUCUGAUUCGGAUAUGUACGAGUAUAUCAAGACGACGGAGGAUAAUCUGCCCGUCUUCAUGGCUAUGACUGUAUUACCUUGGGUCAUCAGGUUGUUUCGAUACCCUUUUCUUAGGUCGAUGUUGCCCACGGAGAAGGAUCCGCUGGGUUUCGGGAAGGUGAUGGGAAUAGCCAAAAAGUUCUCCGCCGAGCGGUUUGGUUCUGGUGGAAAAGUCCAGAGGGAUAUGUUGGGUUCCUUCGUCGCCCACGGUCUCACGCACGAAGAGGCUGAAUCCGAGAUCCUGCUCCAGAUCAUCGCCGGCUCCGACACAACAGCAACAGCAAUCCGCGCGACGCUCCUCUACAUCAUCACAAACCCCCGCGUCCACAACAAACUCGUCGCAGAGAUCCUAUCUGCCACCACCGCAGACGCUUACACCACUGAAACAGCCACCCGCAACCGUCUCAUCAUCACCGACGCGGAAGCCCGCAAUCUGCCCUACCUCCAAGCCGUCAUCAAAGAAGGGCUGCGCGUCUUCCCGCCCGUGGCGGGUCUGAUGGCCAAGCAGGUGCCACCGGAGGGCGACACGUGGAACGGCGCCUUCAUUCCCGGUGGAACGCGCAUCGGGUGGUCUGCGUGGGCCAUGUUUCGUCGACAAGACGUCUUUGGCGAUGAUGCGGACGAGUUCAGGCCGGAGAGGUGGCUUGCGGGGGAGGGGAAGAGGUUGCGUGAGAUGGAGGCGACGAUUGAGUUGGUGUUUAGUUAUGGGCGGUAUCAGUGCCUCGGACGGCCGGUUGCGUUGAUGGAGUUGAAUAAGGUAUUUUUCGAGCUCCUUUUGCGAUUCGAGCUUACCAUCUGCGACCCGUUGAAUCCGUGGAAGACGUUCAAUUGCGGUAUCCACGCGCAAUCUGAAUAUUGGAUCAGAGCCCGGCGGAGAGUGUAG